Molecule: messenger RNA, 1501 nt
Organism: Pocillopora verrucosa
Lineage: Eukaryota; Metazoa; Cnidaria; Anthozoa; Scleractinia; Pocilloporidae
Source: RefSeq, a predicted model, not a curated record
GGUACCAGUCAAAAGAAUUAAUUAAGAAUUUGUUUCUUGGUUUUUCUGCAGGGAGUCCUCCCGAUGGGAACAUGGCCAUGAGCUGGUUGAGGUGCUUUAUGCGCGCAACCAUCCUGUAUGGUUCGCUCACAUACCAAGAGGCAAAUGGCAUCAAAACUCAAUCACGAGAUUGUCUUCACAUGGAUCCAGUUGGUAACAAAUACAACUUGACUUCCUUACGAAAUACAAAUGAAACAGCGAGAUUCACGAUAACCUAUAGGGGAUACAAAUACAGCUUUAACCCCUGUGAAUCAUUCAAGAUAGGGAAGCCAUUUAGAGGAAAUGAAUGUCAUUCGGAUGUAGCGAUUUGCAGGUGGGUGGAAGAGCAAAUGUACCACAAUAUAGGACAUCAGAGCACAGAAAAAUGUCUCUUAGAUAAGGACACUAAAACACCGAUGCUGGAAUAUACUGGGGAUAUCUACACUAAGACCUCACAUGUACUACUAAAGUGCAAUAAAACCGAGGAACGUCCAAGCUUUAAAGCUUUGUCUGUUGACUAUCCACAGCUUUUUGUGUUCUCACUAACACACAAAUGUGCCUGUCCCAAUCUGUGUCUUUAUAAACACAUCACACCUUCUAAGCAGCCAGGUCCAAGUAAUCCAAAUGAUAACAACGUGGUCAGCGUCGUUGCAGGUAGUCUUGGUAGCCUUGUUUUCGUUGCGUGUAUCGUCAUGGUAAUCUUUCUGAUUGUAAGGAGGAUGAAUAGACCGAAUCCUCAGAAUAGAGGAGAAGAUCGACCCAUUUUGCCUGAACCAGCCACCAUAAAUCGAUUUUCCAGCUUCAAUGAAGACAGCGAACGUUUGGGGAGCGAACGUUUGGGGAGGAACUCACCUUCCGGAACGUUCUUAGAUUACUCAUAGUUUGAGAAUGAAAUUACAGAGUCACAGGAGGAUCCUCCUGACGGUAAAAACAAAUCUUGUACGGAGAAUCAGUGCUGAGGGUAUCCACUGGUGUAUUAUCAAAACUUUUCGCAGCCUUGAAGCAUGGUCCAGAUAUUAUAAUAUUAGGAUUAAAAAGUAUCUUUAUACGGAUUGUUUCGAAAAGAAGGAUUUAUGACUGCAUGUUCAAUUAUUAAAUUGUAGUGUAGAUUUCCAACAUACGGUGAUUUUACUGAUUGCUCAGCUUUUCUGUUGACAUGACAUUUGCCACAACCAGUGUAGUGUGACAUUGGUCUAAUGGACGCGUAAUUGACGACAAAUAACUGUAUGGUUAAAUUUAUAAAAAACGAUUUUCAACCUAAAAUAGUCCUCUUUUCUCACGCUGGUGUGUACAAAUAAUCUAUCAACGAUCAAUGAAGAACUAAGAUUAAGGAACAGUGUAAUUUCUUAAAGGGAUCAUCCCUUUUCCUUUAGUUAGCAGGUUCAUGUUGUACCAACUCGAGAAUUUUGUGACCUCGAUCUACAUAUCAGCCCGUAAAAGAAGUUGUUCUUUGUAUCUUAUUAGUGGACUGAAUAAAGCUGAA